AAAAGUCACUUUAACUUAAAGUUUAUACCAUGGAUAGUACAAAGGAGAAUGACAGUUGUAGAGAGGAUCUUCUGCUUAGAAUGGGACUCAACGAUAAUAAAGCUGGAAUGGAAGGACUAGAUAAAGAAAAAAUUAACAAAAUUAUAAUGGACGCCACAAAGGGAUCCAGAUAUUAUGAAAAUGAGCUCAAGAAAGAAAAGCAAGUCAACAAACGAAUUGAAAAUUUGAUGCAUCAAAAAGCUCAAAUUACUGACCAGCAGCUAAGGAAAGCGCAGUUACAGGUAGACAGAUUUGCAUUGGAAUUGGAGCAGAACCGGAACUUGAACAAUACCAUUGUGCACAUUGACAUGGAUGCUUUCUACGCAGCUGUAGAAAUGAGGGACAAUCCAGAACUGAAGGAUAAACCUAUUGCUGUGGGAUCAAUGAGUAUGUUGUCUACAUCAAAUUACCAUGCUAGAAGGUUUGGUGUUCGUGCAGCUAUGCCAGGAUUUAUUGCUAGAAGACUCUGUCCACAACUUAUUAUAGUACCCCCAAACUUUGACAAAUACCAUGCUGUGAGUAGAGAGGUUAAGGAAAUACUUGCUGAUUAUGAUCCCAAUUUUAUGGCUAUGAGUCUUGAUGAAGCCUAUUUGAACAUAACGAAACAUUUACAGGAAAGACAAAAUUGGCCAGAGGACAAAAGGAAAUAUUUCAUCAAGACAGGGAGUUCUCUAGAAAAUGAUGAACCAGGGAAGGAUGUUAAUAAAUUGAGUGAGCUUGAAGGAUCCAUCUCUCCACUGCUUUUUGAAGAUAGUCCUCCUGAUUUGCAGCCCCCAGGAAGUUCUUUACAAGUGAAUUCUGAAGAACAAAAUAAUGCUCAACUUCUUCAAAACUCAGUUGUUUUUGGAACAUCAGCUGAGGAAGUGGUCAAAGAAAUUCGUUUCAGAAUCGAACAGAAAACAACUCUCACUGCCAGUGCAGGUAUUGCUCCAAAUACAAUGCUAGCAAAAAUAUGCAGUGAUAAGAGAAAACCAAAUGGACAAUACCGAAUUCUCCCCACCAGACAAGCUGUGAUGGACUUAAUUAAAGAUUUACCCAUUAGAAAGGUUUCUGGAAUAGGAAAAGUUACAGAGAAAAUGUUGAAGGCCCUUGGAAUUACUACUUGUACAGAACUUUACCAACAGCGGGCAUUACUUUCUCUCCUUUUCUCUGAAACAUCCUGGCAUUAUUUCCUUGACAUCUCCUUGGGUCUAGGUUCAACACACCUGGCAAGGGAUGGAGAAAGGAAAAGCAUGAGCGUUGAAAGGACAUUCAAUGAGAUAAGUAAAGCAGAAGAACAGUACAGCUUGUGCCAAGAUCUUUGUGGUGAACUUGCUCAAGAUUUGCAAAAGGAAGGAUUGAAGGGAAGAACUGUUACCAUUAAGCUGAAGAACGUGAAUUUUGAAGUAAAGACUCGUGCAUCUACCAUUUCUUCUGUUGUUUCUACUGCAGAAGAAAUAUUUGCUAUUGCCAAAGAAUUGUUAAGAACAGAAAUUGAUGCUGAUUUUCCACAUCCCUUGAGAUUAAGACUUAUGGGUGUACGGGUCUCAGGCUUUCCCAGUGAAGAAGACAAGAAACACCAACAAAGGAGCAUUAUUGGCUUCUUACAGACUGGCAAUCAAGCCGUGCCAUUCACUAGGUGUACACUAGAGAAAACAGACAAGGAAAAAUUUCUAAAACCUCCAGAACUAUCUCAUAAGAAGAGUUUCUUUGAUAAAAAGAGAUCAGAAAGAAAAUGUGACCACCAAGACACAUUUAAAUGUGACAACACUGUGGAUAGACAAAGUUUACAGACAUCACAGUCCUUUCAAGUUCAAAAAAAAAAGAUGAGUGAGAACUCAGAAACAUCAGAUAAUUCUGAUAACUGUCAGAUAUUUACCUGCCCAAUUUGCUUUAAGGAACAAGGAAGCAGCAGUCUAGAAGCCUUUAAUAAACAUGUGGAUGCAUGUCUUGAUGGAUCUUCAAUCAGUGAAAACUCAGAAAUAUUCUCAUGUACACAUGCAUCAUCUACAGAAAUUAACAAAAAAGAAAAUGUAAAUCAUUCUUUUUUACUCUGUAAGGGCCAGAAUUAUGAACCACAUCAGAAAAUAGUAGGAAGCACUUCAGCAGAUGGUAUGCAGUUGGUAGAGACUGUAGGUGAUCUAUCCAACGCAGAAAUUUUAGAUGAUGUAAAUCAUACACAGAGCAUGGAGGAGUGUUCUGAUCUUCCAAGUAGACCAAUCAAUACUGAACACUGCCAUCAGAAUGCAUCUUGUACAAUCUCAUUGGAAAAUGAAAAUACCAAGUCCUUAAGUAGACAAGAACCAUUCCAAUCAUAUUUACAUGAAGUAACAAACCAACCCCUGGUGUGUCCAGUUUGUAACCUAAAACAGAAGACUUCAGAUCUUACCCUGUUCAAUGUGCAUGUAGAUGUUUGCUUAAACAAAGGCAUUAUCCAGGAACUAAGGAAGGAUGAAGUUAGUCCAACUAACCAAUCCAAAGAAAGCACCACAAAUACUGGUAACUCGGGCAGAGCACACAAGUCUAUAACAAAAACAAAAAGAUCUGGAUCGACAACAAAAAAAUCAGCUUCUAAGAAAAUACAAGCAAACAAUUCACAAAACACCCUGGAUGUAUUUUUUAAGUGAACAUUCAACAAUACA
Messenger RNA from Suncus etruscus (white-toothed pygmy shrew), 2660 nucleotides. RefSeq names its product DNA polymerase kappa (gene POLK). Gene Ontology annotation, molecular function: damaged DNA binding; DNA-directed DNA polymerase activity. Gene Ontology annotation, biological process: error-prone translesion synthesis. Bases 30 to 2645 code for a protein of 871 amino acids. The transcript is spliced from 14 exons. The record is from RefSeq and is a predicted model, not a curated record. Gene Ontology annotation, cellular component: nucleus. NCBI's taxonomy places the organism in Eukaryota, Metazoa, Chordata, Mammalia, Eulipotyphla, Soricidae.